Messenger RNA from Notodromas monacha, 2050 nucleotides. NCBI's taxonomy places the organism in Eukaryota, Metazoa, Arthropoda, Ostracoda, Podocopida, Cyprididae. The record is from the annotation of a GenBank genome assembly.
AAAAAAAUUUGAACCUUCGACGAAGAUGAUGAACUCCGCUACAAUUUGACACGAAACGACUUAUUGAGCGUGGAGAGAGAAAAUCCAAAUGUUCCGGGAAAGUUCUGGAUAUCCGUCAAGAACAACUUGAACAAAAUGAAGAAAGGAACUGAUUGUGCACAACUGCCAAACGUUCUCAACUUGGAUUAUGAAAACUCUUUUUGGCAGCUGUUCACGACGAAAAAUGGAACCUUCUACUUAUAUUCAGCCUAUUAUGACAUUCGCCCACGGUCACCAGCACCCACAAUGAGGAUUCUAUCAAUGAGCAACACGCUGAACCCUACGGUACCCGUGUCCUGUCAAAUCUGGUUCAACAACAGGAAUGAUCCCGAGAUUGCCAAAGUGGUAAACUACAGGCUACUUUGGGAACCUAGUUGGGGAACUGGGGCAAGAAUCUACCCGUACUCGAUUGAAUGUGAGGUGCCAACAGUGAACGGGCAGAAUUUGGUCCCUGUCGCAGUUUCAUUGGUUGAAAAUAUUUGCGAUACGGCUACGAAUCUCAUCAAAGUGACCCACAACGCCUUGAAACCCGGAGAAAAGAAAUCGCUCGCGGUCUGCGUCAAACGGAUGUAUUUUGUAAACGAAGAACCGAUCUUUAAGUUGAUCGAAUACCUGGAACUCGUUCGAAUUCUCGGCGCCGAAAAGGUCUACAUGUAUGUUCUCGAACCACAGCAAAGUGCGAAGAUUGAGAAGAUAUUCAGAUACUAUGAAGCUCAAGGUUUGUUGGAAGUAUCCCGGAUAACUAUUCCCGGACAAAGACCAAACUUGCCAAUUUUGCGCCAUUUGUACAUCAAAAAGCACUUGCACCUCGAAUGGAUGUUUGAGAACAUCCCGACAAAUGACUGUCUCUACAAGAGCUUCUACCGACACGACCUCAUUGCCAAUAUCGACCUAGACGAGGUCAUCAUCCCGGAAAACGGGUUGUCCUGGCGGCAAAUGAUCCAAAAAGUGGUGGUGAGCAGUAAGGACACCCCGUACUCGACAAUCACAACCCGCAACUCCUACUACCCCAUCAACUUCCCGAAACCCAAAAACUGGAACCCGGGUGUCCCUCCUCAGUUCCCCAUGCUGAACACGAUUCGUCGGCUGACCAAAUACUCAAAGCCCUUACAUUCAGCCAAGAGCUUCUUCAACACGGAAAAUGUGAUUGUUUCGCAUAGUCACUGGGCUUUGAGCUGCCUCGGGCAACAGUGUUCCAGGUUGGAUGUACCCACGGAAAUUGCGACAUCGCACCAUUAUCGCCCCUUUGGACCCGACCAAUUCGCAAAUCAGGACGUCAUCAGCAAUGCCACAGUGGCGGAUUAUUCUCUGUGGAAAUGGAAGGACCAACUGGUUGCAAAAUGCGUCGAAGCUGCAAGAGAUCUUGAUUUUCUGUAAUCCUGUACGACAAUGCGGUAUUCCUUCGAAUACGAGAGGUCUAGAAAAAAAGUUCUCAGCAUAUUAAAAAAAAUGGCGUAUAAUUCAGCUGACAAAAAGUUAUUCUUUAGGAAAAACAUAUUCUUUGGCACACAAAAAAAAUCAGCCCUGUUCAAUAAAUUUGUUUGAAGGUUUUGCGAAAUUCAACAUUGGCGGCUGUUGAUGAAAAUGGCGGAAUUGCCUUGGAAGAUCUGGAGGCAACACUUAGAAUUAAUGCCACGUUGAUUUCAAGAAUUCUGAGGGGAAAGCUGGACUACAACAACAAAAAUCUGCAGGAGGGGCGACUGGGGUGAAUUUUGCAAAACAUUAAAAAAAAAGUUGUCAAACUGGGCUAAUUUUUUUUGCGAAAGAAUGUGUUUUCCCUAAAUAAUGAAUUUUUUCACCACAAUUAUACGCCAUUUUAAUUACUAUUCCGAGAACUUUUGUUAGAACCCUCGUACAGUACCAAAAAAAAAAAAAAAAAAAACAAUGUCCAAAAGUACAAUUCCGACGAAUACCAACGAGUUCACACACAUCAAAAAAAAAAAAUAAGGCGAUUCUAAAUUUCAGACACUAAGAAGCUCAGGGCUUGUUGGAGGUAUACAGGAUCACAAUC